AUGUUGUCCGGCAAGAAACAACCCCUCCUGCUGCCCUUCGGCGCAGUCCUGUUGUGCUGUAUAAAGCAGAAUGCUGCGCAGGACUACAUCACGGUAAAGACGGUCAACGGGCACGUUCGUGGCAUGCUCCUAGACGUGGACGGUGCGUCCGUCGCGCAGUUCCUCGGCAUACGGUACGCGGAGCCCCCCGUUGGGCCACUUCGCUUCCGGAAGUCCCUCCCUGCCCGUUCGUGGAAGCCAGAGACUCUGGACGCCCUUGAAUUCGGAAGUCCGUGCGCGCAAGCCAACGGUUCUUUGCCUCCGGUGUCGUGGCUCGUUCCGCGAGACAAAGUCAGCGAGGACUGCCUCUUCCUCAAUGUCUGGUACCCGAUGGGCGAGGGCCAGGACAACCUCGGAGUCCUCGCGUGGAUUCACGGGGGCGGAUAUCGCGCCGGCACGGCAUCCGAUCCCGACUUCGACGGUAGAAAGCUUGCGGCUGUCGGAAACGUCGUUGUGGUCACCAUCAACUACAGGCUCGGAUCAUUCGGCUAUCUCUACACCGGGCCCGGCACGUCGACAGGCAACUACGCCCUCUGGGACCACAACUUGGCCCUCCGCUGGAUAAGGGACAACAUCGCAAGAUUCCGCGGUGAUCCCCAACGAGUGACGGUCUGGGGUGAGAGUGCCGGCAGUAUAGCCAUCGGUUGUCUGCUCCUGUCGCAGCAGAACGCGGGUCUCAUUCACAGGGCCGUACUCUCCAGCGGUAGCAAUUUCUGGCUUUUACCGCCCAUGAACCCAGCUGGUCAUGAGUUUGCCGACCGCAUUGCUGGGCACGUAGGUUGCCUGGACUCCAAGAAGCCUUCUUCCAAAACACACCCUGCCCAAGUGGUCCGGUGCCUGCGGUCGUUGCCGGCCGACGCCAUCAUCGACGCUGAGCAAACGCAGUUUCCCGACGACCUCGUCACGUUCCGACCCUCCUUCGGCGACCAGUACCUCCCACUGCCGGACCUGACGACUCUGUCUAAGAGCAUGUUCAUUCCUCUGGACAGCCUGCUCGCUGGUGCCGUCACCGAAGAAGGCAGCCUAUUUCUAUAUUUCAAGGACCACGUCCUCUUUGGCCCCUCGAUGCCCAAGCUGACAAGGAAGCAGGCCUUUGACUUCGCUCUCGAACACUACUUAGGCGCCCUGCCCGAAGGUGUUCAGACGAUGAUCAAGGAGUUCUACCAGAACAACGUCACCAGCGACGAAGACUCGCGAGGUGUGUUCCGGUCGCUGAUGGACAUGGUGGGCGACUACCUCAUCAUGUGUCCAACCAAGUUCUACGCGGAGCUUUUCGCAAAAACCAAUCGUCCCACCUACUUCUACAUGCUGGACCACAGGUCCGAGAAAGGUCGCUUCCCGCCUUACAUGGGAUCGAUGCACUUCGAGGACGUGCAGUACUUCUUUGGCCUGCCCUUCUUAUUCCCCGACCGACACACGGACGAGGAUCGGGCUUUCAGCCUACUCUGCAUGCGAGUCAUCGGUUCGUACGUCAACACAGGGACACCGCAGUUACCAGAGGACGACAUCGAUUGGCCCGUGUUCACCAAGGAGCAGCCGACGCACGUCAUGCUGCGCGCGGGAAACAGCAGCGUCGAAUGGGGAUUCCACGAAGACGGCUGUAACCUGUACAGAAAGAUCUACGAGAUGCUCAGCAUCGGCACUCCCUGA
Molecule: messenger RNA, 1689 nt
Organism: Rhipicephalus microplus (southern cattle tick)
Lineage: Eukaryota; Metazoa; Arthropoda; Arachnida; Ixodida; Ixodidae
Product: cholinesterase
Biological process (GO): choline metabolic process; acetylcholine catabolic process
Cellular component (GO): plasma membrane
Molecular function (GO): acetylcholinesterase activity
Source: RefSeq, a predicted model, not a curated record